AUAAGAGAUGGCUUUUCUGAAAGUCUUCACUCCGGCACAUGUCUGUGCGUUUCUGUUGAUGCACUCUCUUGCGAAGCCAUCUGCUACGUUCGUGAGUUCGUCGUCAUUGUCGCCAUUCUCCUCCUCCUCCUCCUCCUCCUCCCCCUCCUCAUCAUCAUCAUUGUCAUCAUCAUCGUUCUCUAGGAGUGAUGAAGAGGCGAUCGAACGGUUCCGGCGAUACCUGCAAAUUCGCACGGAUCAUCCCAAUCCCGAUUACGAAGCGGCGGCGGAGUUUAUCAUGUCACAGGCGCGGGAGAUUGGGCUCGGCGCGCAGCGAAUCGAGCCAGUCCGGGGCAAGCCGAUCAUCCUGAUGACGUGGCAGGGCAAAGAUCCCGAUCUGCCGUCCUUGCUGCUCAACUCGCACAUGGAUGUGGUCGCGGCGGAGAGGGACAAGUGGAUGUACGACCCCUUUGCGGCUGUACGGACGCCACGUGGCGACAUCUACGCGCGCGGAGCACAGGACAUGAAGUGCACCACCAUGCAGUAUCUCGAAGCAAUCCGACGGCUGAGAUUCGGAGAUGCAGCGGCGGCGGGGGACAGGGAGGGAGGGAAGGAAGGAGAGAGAGUAGGAGUGGGAGAUCGGGGGGAAGGAGGAGGAGGAGGAGGAGGAGGAGGUGGAGGAGAAUACCCACAGCCUCUAAGAACCGUUCAUUUGUCUUUUGUGCCUGAUGAAGAGAUUGGGAGCAAUGACGGCAUGCAGAGGCUGGUGGCAUGGGAUGGAUUUCCGGAACUGAAUGUGGGUUUUGCCCUAGAUGAGGGCAAGAUGUCAGAGGGGUCAAAAUAUAGGGUGUUAUGCGGCGAAAGGGGGCCCUUCUGGGUCCUAUUAAAAGCGAAAGCGGUGGGUGCGGAUGAGGGCGCCCCCGCCAUAGAGGAGCUUAUAAAUUCGUUGACGUCAAUCAUGGAGUUCCGGCGUUCGCAGUUCGAUCUGGUGAAGUCCGGGAGAGCAAAUUUGACCGACGUUAUCUCGGUCAACGUGAAUUUCCUGAAAUUUGGCGCGCAGCAUUUUAAGUCUGACUCAGCAACGAGGGAAGAAGACAUUCCACAAAGUUCGGCGUCGCGGGCUGCCGCCGCGGGGAAUCCUCAUCCCUGCUCGUCAUCCGGCGUCGGGAUCGGAUCAUCAGAAUUGCGAGCCCGUUGCAGUUCUGGUGCUCAUUCACACGCCACAGCUGCAGCAGUUGAGGGAGGAGGGGGGGAACUUCAACCUGAGGCAAAGCUAAAAAUAGACACGGAGCAGCAAGCUACAGCGAAUGCUUACAGGUCUUGUCAAUCGAGAGAAGAAGAAGAAGACAAAGAGGCUCAAGCAGGGAUCGAGAUGAAUCCGCAAGGUUUGGCUAUGGCGGAUGUUACCUCGCGUCCACAUUCCGGAGAAGGGGGAGAAGGAGGAGGAGGAGGAGGACGAAGAGGGGGAGGAAGAGAAGAAGAACGAAGGCAAGGAGGAGGAGGAGGAGGAGGAGGAGAAGAAGAACGAAGGCAAGGAGAAGGAGGAGGAGGAGGAGGAGGAGGAGGAGGAGGAGGAGAAGGAAGAGAAGGAAAAGUGGUUGGAGAAGGAGGAGGAGAGGAAGAAGAAGCCAUAGCGGGGCUCGACUUCAGAUUACCGGCUAUGGCGGAUGUAGAGGCAUUCGUGAGACGAUUGGAAGAGGAAUGGGCUCCUCGGAGCAUGAGUGACGAAAGGGGGGAUUCGAACGCAAAUGUGAUUCAAACGGGUUACGAGGUACUGUUGAGGCCGCCAUCGCCAUUAGUGGGUUCUGUGGACAAAGGCGGGAAUCCGAAAGUCGGUUCCCGGAUGAUGACGAUGAUGAUUACACCGACCAACCAAUCAAAUCGGUACUGGAUGGUUUUCAAAAAAGCAUUGGAGAAGACGGGGGUUGAGCUGUCGGAACCUGAAAUUUCGCCGGCUUUUACAGACGCACGCCUUCUCCGUGCGGCGGGUCUUCCCGUCCUGGGUUUCACACCUGUGCGACGCACACCCGGCCUUGCCCAUGCGCACAACGAGUACAUAAACGACAAGGAGUUCGUGGAGGGGAUCUCCGCGUACGUCCACGUCAUCCGAGACAUAAGCAGCGUGGAGUAAGAGUCGUCGCUCUGUGAUGACUUCCGCCCACGUAUGUGGAUCGAAUCAUGGUCAGAUUCGGCGGGAAUUCCGAAUUUCG
Chara braunii is the source of this 2189-nucleotide messenger RNA. The record is from the annotation of a GenBank genome assembly. Lineage: Eukaryota; Viridiplantae; Streptophyta; Charophyceae; Charales; Characeae.